Messenger RNA from Hansenula anomala, 1710 nucleotides. Its product is annotated as nucleobase:cation symporter-2 family protein. Gene Ontology annotation, biological process: transmembrane transport; xanthine transport. Gene Ontology annotation, cellular component: fungal-type vacuole; membrane. NCBI's taxonomy places the organism in Eukaryota, Fungi, Ascomycota, Saccharomycetes, Phaffomycetales, Wickerhamomycetaceae. The record is from RefSeq and is a predicted model, not a curated record. Gene Ontology annotation, molecular function: xanthine transmembrane transporter activity. The transcript has a single exon. Bases 1 to 1710 code for a protein of 569 amino acids.
AUGAGUGCCAUCAAAUCCUCUGUCAACAGAAUAAUCAAAAAAGUCACAACUAAACAUGGAUUGCUAGGUGAUUAUGACUACAAAUAUCUAUUCACUCCAAAGAUCCCAUUUGUUAAGAAACAAUCACAAAUCCAACCCUUUUUUGGUUUGAAUUCUGAUAUGCCUUUAUUAUUAGGGUUCUUAUUAGGUUUACAACACUCUUUAUCAAUGCUUGCCGGUGUGGUUGCACCUCCUCUAAUCAUUGCUUCCUCUGCCCAUUUAUCAGGUGAAGCUUCUCAAUACCUUGUUUCAGUUUCAUUGAUUGUUUCAGGUAUUUUAUCAUUGAUCCAGAUCACAAGAUUCCAUAUCUACAAGACUAAAUAUUAUAUCGGUACCGGGCUAGUUUCAGUCGUGGGUACUUCAUUCGCUACAAUCACUAUUGUGCAAAAGGCCAUUCCAAUGAUGUAUGCAAAUGGUGAAUGUCCAGUUGAUGCAGAUGGGAACUUCUUACCAUGUCCAGAUGGAUAUGGUGCAAUCUUGGGUACUGGUUGUGUGUGUGCCCUUUUGGAAAUCUUCUUAUCUUUUAUGCCUCCAAAAAUCUUGCAAAAAUUGUUCCCACCAAUGGUUACAGGUCCUGUUGUCUUGUUGAUUGGUGUUCAUUUGAUCUCUUCAGGGUUUUCUGAUUGGUUGGGUGGUUCUGGUUGUAGUUCUGGUAAGACUAUGUGUCCUUCAAACACUGCACCACAUCCAUUACCUUGGGGGUCUGCACAAUUUAUUGGGUUAGGGUUCUUGGUUUUCGUUGUUAUUAUAAUUUGUGAAAAAUGGGGGGCUCCAAUCAUGAAAUCUUGUGCAGUUAUUGUUGGGUUAUUAGUUGGUUGUAUUGUUGCUGCUGCUUGUAAUUAUUUUGAUCGUUCAGGUAUUGAUCAAUCACCAGCUGUGACAUUUAUCUGGGUUCACACUUUUAAAUUAUCUGUUUAUGGUCCCGCAGUGUUGCCAAUGCUUGCCACUUAUAUCGUCUUGAUGAUGGAAGCUAUUGGUGAUAUCACUGCAACUUGUGAUGUUUCAAGAUUAGAAGUUGAAGGUGAAGUUUAUGAUUCAAGAAUCCAAGGUGGUAUUUUAGCUGAUGGGUUUAAUGGAUUAUUAUCAUGUCUUUGUACAAUGACCCCAAUGUCUACUUUUGCUCAAAAUAAUGGUGUCAUUUCAAUUACUAAAUGUGCUAAUAGAAUGGCUGGUUAUUGGUGUUGUUUCUUUUUAAUCGUUAUGGGUAUCUUUGCUAAAUUUGCUGCUGCUUUAGUAAGUAUUCCAAAAGCUGUCUUGGGUGGCAUGACUACUUUCUUAUUCACUUCAGUGGCAGUUUCUGGUCUAAGUAUCAUCUCAACAGUCCCAUUCACAAGAAGAAAUAGAUUUAUCUUGACAGCUUCAUUAGUUUUAGGAUUAGGUAGUACAAUGGUUGAUGGUUGGUUUGAUAAAGUUUUCACUUAUGAUGGUGAUAAUAGAUCAUUAAAAGGGUUCUUCAAUGCCAUUGUGUUGGUCUUGGAAACAGGUUUUGCCGUCACUGGGUUUGUUGGUGUUUUCCUAAACUUGUUUAUUGGUGAAGAAGAAGAAGAAGACACUGCACCAAUGUAUUUGGAAGGUGAUGAAGUUCAUGAAUUGGAUAAUCAAAGUGCUGAAUUGGAAGGUUCAAGUGCCUCCAUGAGUAAAGAACAAGUUAUGAACCAAACCAAGUCAUGA